Bubalus bubalis (water buffalo) is the source of this 8645-nucleotide messenger RNA. It is a transcript of the gene GAPVD1, whose product is annotated as GTPase activating protein and VPS9 domains 1. Gene Ontology annotation, molecular function: GTPase activator activity; calmodulin binding; guanyl-nucleotide exchange factor activity. Gene Ontology annotation, biological process: regulation of GTPase activity; vesicle-mediated transport; regulation of actin cytoskeleton organization. The record is from RefSeq and is a predicted model, not a curated record. The coding region runs from base 190 to 4575 and encodes 1461 amino acids. Gene Ontology annotation, cellular component: cytosol; cytoplasm; endocytic vesicle. NCBI's taxonomy places the organism in Eukaryota, Metazoa, Chordata, Mammalia, Artiodactyla, Bovidae. The transcript is spliced from 26 exons.
CUUGGCGGCAGCGCCGCCGCAGGACGCAGGGAAGCCAACUAGCGAGUGGCGGCGGCGGGGGCAGCGGCGGUGGCAGUUCGCGGCGAGAGCGACGGCUCCGAGGCCGAGUGACGGUCCGAGGCAGACCUCGGUGCCCUCCUCCGCAUGAUCUUCUCGUGAUCAGCCUUUGUACCUUCUCCACAUUUGAAGAUGGUGAAGCUAGAUAUUCAUACUCUGGCCCAUCACCUCAAGCAGGAACGCUUAUACGUGAACUCUGAGAAACAGCUCAUUCAGAGGCUUAAUGCAGAUGUACUUAAGACAGCCGAAAAGUUGUAUCGUACAGCAUGGAUUGCUAAGCAACAGAGAAUUAAUUUGGAUCGGCUUAUCAUCACCAGUGCUGAAGCUUCCCCUGCUGAAUGUUGCCAACAUGCUAAGAUUUUGGAAGACACACAGUUUGUUGAUGGGUAUAAGCAACUGGGAUUUCAGGAGACUGCUUAUGGAGAAUUCUUGAGUCGACUAAGGGAAAAUCCUCGUCUUAUUGCCUCCUCCUUGGUUGCUGGAGAGAAACUUAAUCAGGAGAACACACAGAGUGUCAUUUACACAGUUUUUACCUCUCUCUAUGGCAACUGCAUUAUGCAAGAAGAUGAAAGCUACCUCCUUCAGGUGUUGAGAUACUUGAUUGAAUUUGAACUUAAAGAAAGUGACAACCCCAGACGACUUUUGAGGAGAGGAACCUGUGCCUUCAGCAUCUUAUUUAAACUUUUUUCUGAAGGACUGUUUUCUGCCAAACUUUUCCUCACAGCUACUUUACAUGAGCCGAUCAUGCAACUCCUUGUUGAAGACGAAGAUCACCUGGAGACAGACCCAAACAAGCUGAUUGAGAGGUUCUCCCCCGCUCAACAGGAAAAACUCUUUGGCGAGAAAGGCUCAGACAGGUUUAGGCAGAAGGUUCAAGAGAUGGUGGAUUCCAAUGAGGCCAAACUUGUGGCCUUGGUGAACAAAUUUAUUGGUUAUCUCAAACAGAACACUUACUGCUUCCCACAUAGUCUGAGGUGGAUCGUGUCACAGAUGUACAAAACUCUCUCCUGUGUAGACAGACUGGAAGUUGGGGAGGUCAGGGCCAUGUGCACUGACCUCCUGUUGGCCUGCUUCAUUUGUCCUGCAGUCGUCAAUCCAGAACAGUAUGGAAUAAUCUCCGAUGCUCCCAUUAAUGAGGUGGCGAGAUUUAACCUGAUGCAGGUUGGCCGCCUUUUGCAGCAAUUAGCAAUGACUGGCUCUGAAGAGGGAGAUCCCCGGACAAAGAGCAGCCUUGGAAAAUUUGACAAAAGCUGUGUUGCUGCUUUCCUUGAUGUUGUGAUUGGAGGCCGUGCAGUGGAGACCCCGCCAAUGUCCUCCGUUAAUCUCCUGGAAGGGUUGAGCAGAACUGUGGUUUAUAUAACCUACAGUCAGCUUAUUACUCUGGUGAAUUUUAUGAAGAGUGUGAUGUCUGGAGAUCAACUGAGAGAAGAUAGAAUGGCUCUUGACAACUUACUGGCAAAUCUACCCCAGGCAAAGCCAGGAAAAAGCAGCAGUCUGGAAAUGACCCCCUACAGUACUCCUCAGCUGUCUCCAGCAACCACUCCAGCAAAUAAAAAGAAUCGAUUGCCUAUAGCAACUCGGAGCAGAAGUCGCACUAAUGUGCUAAUGGACUUGCAUAUGGACCAUGAAGGAUCAGCUCAAGAAACCAUCCAGGAGGUGCAGCCAGAAGAGGUGUUGGUCAUUUCCUUAGGAACAGGUCCCCAGCUUACUCCAGGGAUGAUGUCAGAAAAUGAGGUCCUCAACAUGCAGCUUUCGGAUGGAGGACAAGGAGACGUCCCUGUUGAUGAAAACAAACUCCACGGUAAACCUGAUAAAACCUUGCGCUUCUCCCUGUGCAGUGAUAAUCUGGAAGGAAUAUCUGAAGGUCCUUCAAAUCGUUCUAAUUCAGUGUCCUCACUAGACUUGGAGGGGGAAUCUGUGUCAGAGCUUGGAGCAGGACCUUCUGGGAGUAAUGGAGUUGAAGCUCUACAGCUAUUAGAGCAUGAGCAAGCUACCACGCAGGAUAAUCUUGAUGAUAAGCUCCGGAAGUUUGAAAUCCGUGACAUGAUGGGACUGACAGAUGACAGGGAUAUAUCAGAAACAGUGAGUGAGACGUGGAGUACGGAUGUCUUGGGAAGUGAUUUUGACCCUAACAUUGAUGAAGAUCGCUUGCAAGAAAUCGCAGGUGCAGCAGCAGAGAACAUGUUAGGCAGUUUACUGUGCCUGCCAGGUUCAGGGUCAGUGCUUCUUGACCCCUGCACUGGUUCCACCAUAUCAGAGACAACAAGCGAAGCUUGGAGUGUAGAGGUAUUGCCAAGUGACUCAGAGGCCCCAGAUCUAAAGCAGGAAGAGCGACUGCAGGAACUGGAGAGCUGUUCUGGACUGGGUAGCACAUCUGAUGAUACGGAUGUCAGGGAGGUCAGUUCCCGCCCCAGCACACCAGGCCUCAGUGUUGUGUCGGGUAUAAGUGCAACCUCUGAGGAUAUUCCCAAUAAGAUUGAAGAUCUGAGAUCUGAGUGCAGCUCUGAUUUUGGGGGUAAAGAUUCUGUCACUAGUCCAGACAUGGAUGAAGUCACCCAUGGUGCCCACCAGCUGACCUCUCCUCCAUCUCAGUCAGAGUCUCUGCUUGCCAUGUUUGACCCACUGUCUUCGCACGAAGGGGGAGCUUCUGCUGUGGUAAGGCCAAAGGUUCACUAUGCCCGGCCGUCGCACCCACCCCCAGACCCCCCGAUCCUGGAAGGAGCUGUGGGAGGAAACGAGGCCAGGUUGCCUACCUUCGGUUCCCAUAUCCUGACUCCAGCUGAGAUGGAGGCGUUUAAGCAAAGGCACUCGUACCCCGAGAGAUUAGUUCGCAGCAGGAGCUCCGACGUCGUGUCUUCUGUCCGGCGCCCGAUGAGCGACCCCAGCUGGAACCGACGCCCAGGGAAUGAAGAGCGAGAACUCCCUCCAGCCGCAGCCAUUGGUGCUACUUCUUUGGUGGCUGCGCCUCACUCUUCAUCUUCAUCCCCGAGUAAGGACUCCUCAAGAGGAGAGACUGAAGAACGCAAAGAUAGCGAUGAUGAGAAAUCAGACAGGAACAGACCUUGGUGGAGAAAACGUUUUGUUUCUGCCAUGCCCAAAGCUCCUAUACCAUUUAGAAAGAAAGAAAAACAAGAAAAAGACAAAGAUGAUCUGGGGCCUGACAGAUUCUCAACACUCACAGAUGAUCCCAGCCCGAGACUCAGUGCACAGGCUCAGGUCGCUGAGGAUAUUCUGGACAAAUACAGGAAUGCCAUCAAACGCACCAGCCCCAGUGAGGGAGCGCUGGCAAACUACGAAAGUGCAGAAGUCAUGGGUGACGGUGAAAGCGCACACGACUCUCCUCGUGACGAAACCCUGCAGAACAUCUCCGCUGACGAUCUCCCGGAUUCUGCGAGCCAAGCGGCUCACCCUCAGGACUCAGCCUUCUCUUACAGAGAUGCAAAAAAGAAACUGAGGCUCGCUCUUUGCUCUGCGGAUUCUGUGGCUUUCCCAGUGCUAACCCACUCAACAAGAAACGGUUUACCAGACCAUACAGACCCAGAAGACAAUGAAAUUGUCUGCUUCUUAAAAGUGCAAAUAGCUGAAGCAAUUAACUUACAAGAUAAGAACUUAAUGGCUCAGCUUCAGGAAACAAUGCGUUGCGUGUGCCGCUUUGAUAACCGGACCUGUAGGAAGCUGCUGGCGUCCAUUGCUGAGGACUACAGGAAGCGGGCCCCCUACAUUGCUUACCUCACUCGCUGUCGACAAGGACUGCAGACCACGCAGGCGCACCUGGAAAGGCUACUGCAGAGGGUUCUGAGGGACAAAGAGGUGGCCAAUCGAUACUUCACCACCGUCUGUGUGAGGCUGCUGCUUGAGAGCAAAGAGAAGAAGAUCAGGGAAUUCAUUCAAGACUUUCAGAAACUCACAGCCGCUGAUGAUAAAACCGCCCAGGUGGAAGAUUUUCUGCAGUUCCUGUACGGCGCGAUGGCCCAGGAUGUCAUAUGGCAGAACGCAAGCGAGGAACAGCUUCAGGACGCUCAGCUGGCCAUCGAGAGAAGUGUGAUGAACCGGAUCUUCAAACUUGCCUUCUACCCGAAUCAGGACGGGGACAUACUCCGUGACCAGGUUCUUCAUGAACAUAUUCAGAGAUUGUCUAAAGUAGUGACUGCAAAUCACAGAGCUCUGCAGAUACCAGAGGUUUAUCUUAAGGAGGCACCGUGGCCCUCGGCACAGUCAGAAAUCAGGACAAUAAGUGCUUACAAGACGCCCCGGGACAAAGUACAGUGCAUCCUGAGAAUGUGCUCCACGAUCAUGAACCUCCUGAGCCUGGCCAACGAGGACUCCGUCCCAGGGGCAGAUGACUUCGUCCCUGUGCUGGUGUUUGUGUUGAUCAAGGCAAAUCCACCCUGUUUGCUGUCCACUGUUCAGUACAUCAGUAGCUUUUAUGCCAGCUGUCUGUCUGGAGAGGAGUCCUAUUGGUGGAUGCAGUUCACAGCGGCCGUGGAAUUCAUUAAGACUAUCGAUGACCGAAAGUGACCGAGACAAAGGCCCAGCAAGGCAGCGGACUGUUAGCGGGGCCCACAGAUCUCUCAGAAAAUGUACCAGCUGCUUUGAAGGCUGAAGAUGGUUUUUGUAUAAUAUUGUACAGUGUUCAGACCUUUUAAAACAGAUCUUUACUAAACAGAUUAAUGAGCUAACAAGCAGGUUCUCUUUUCUUUGGGUUCUUUUCCUUUCUGAGUUGCAUAUUUCAUUAAUUUCUUGUCCCCACAUAGAGAAUAGUACUGCAAAAAGGGACCACAUUUUUCAGGUAUUUUGAAAUACAAAAAAAAAACAAACCCAAAAUCUAGAAAAUUCCUAGAUCUCUGUUUAUGGAUACUCAUUCUUUCUUUUCAUUAAAAAAAGAACAGUACACCUCUUUUAGGAUGCUGCCUAACCUUGGAAGCAUCUAACAGAAGGAAGAUACCGGUCGCACUGAGGAUAUAAUAGUGGCGACGUUAGCGGCACUAUCUAUAAAUACACUCGCCUAAACUGAAGAGCCAAGAAGGGAAUGUAAAUAUGAUAUAUAUUUAUAUUUGAUGUAAUAUGGACAUCUUCAGAUUCUAAUAAACAAGGAAUAUUGCUGAUAGUAGGUUGUCAUGUACCCUCUUGUAAAAUGGUUUCCUUGACAACAUUUAAGCUGAGCUUAAAAGCAGAAGGCGAACAAAUACACAGAAGUAUUUAUUAAAGUGUAACACAGUUUAUUGAACUUUCUAGGUAUGGAAUUUGAUGCACAGGGCUGCCUUUGAUGAGGGGUAUAGAACUUAUUGAAUAUAUCACUUAGACUUUCUCACCCUGGACGUCUUUGAGCCUGCAGUAGGAGAUAGACUGUUUGUUUAAUCAUCAUAUGUGGCAUACAAAGGGACAGUAGAUAUCUAACCCAUCCUUGUGGUACUUCUCAUCUGAAAUGCUAAAUAUAGUGUAGAAACCCCAGCCAGAACUCCCUACAAACCUUUAACUGUAAUAUAUUUUUGAUGAUGAUUCACAUUGAAUGCACAGACCAGGAAUUCAGUGAAUGUCAUUUUUUUUUAAAAAACUAAUUUGUAUUGUCUGCUUUAGUGAUACAAGUUUUACUAGUGAUAAACUAUUUUAAUCAACCAUACUAUUCUUAUGGGGGGGAAAAAUCUGUUUUGGCAGGUUUCUGUGCCUUUGUUUCCCUCUUCUGAACAAAAGUAUGUUUUUCUGUAUUUUGGUUUGAUCGUGUGUUGCUAAUUAAUCAGGAAUGGGUUUUGGUGUCUGAGAAACAGGCCAAGGAGGCCCACCAAAGCUUCAAGCACAAGUCUUACACAUAGGCCGUCACAGACUGGUUUUGCUCUGUAUGUUUCCUAAACGUGUUAACUUCUUUUAUGAAAAUUGGUCCCCUCCUUUGAGUCUCUUGUUGCUGGCAGCAUUUCCAGGCAUGUUUAAGGGAACUGUGACCAACAGCCUUGAGCAGAUAAGGACAGAGGCUGUCUCUCCAGGAGCUCUGUGCUCCACUGUGCCUAAAGAAGCUGGGUUUUCUUUAUGCCUUGACCUCUUCUCAUUCCUUUACUCUACAAUACUGAGAUAAGUUGCAGAGGGUUGUGAGAUGAGGUUUCUGCCUUUUAGGGGCAGAUCAAAAUUAAAGUAGUACUGAAAAAUGUCCUCUUGAACGUUAGAUCAAGAAAUCUAUGUACAGUCAUGCUUCAUGGACUCUUAACGGUCAAGCUCAUUUAGGUCUUAGAAGUCAGAUCCCACCGUAGAUACUUUACAAGACAAACUGUCUUAACAUGAUUUCUAAGGCAGAGGGGGGCAGUUCAGCAUUUGAUUCAAUAAAUGUUAAGUCAACAGAAGUCUUGGAAUAGUUGAAAUUUAUUGUUUGGGGAUUUAACUCAGAAGUCAAUGCAGUUUUUCACCCCCGUGGUGGUUCCUAACUCUCUUCCAUGUUGUUACUAUGGAAAUAAAUAUGAAGAUGUGGACACUGCAUGGGGCUCUUUUCUGUGGAGAAGGUGGUGAGUUUGCAUCUCCUAGAGGCAGGAGGUCGGGCUCUGCAGGGCUUGAGACAGUUGUGAGAGGAGGACCUCAGAGAUUUGGCAUCACAGUUACAUCCGAGAUGGAGGUGGGUGCUUGUGUCUUGACUCAGGUGCCAGCAGAGAAGCGCACAGCCCAGCUGUUUAAGGUUAAGCUGUUUUCUUCGGGAAGCCGGUCAGGAGUAAGGACUACUUCAGCGUUAACUGUCAUCGGUAGUUUCGUCGUACCAGGGUUUAGUAGUGUUGAGUUCUGAGUUUAGGAAUUGGUAACUGUCUGCAUGGGCUUCCCAGGUGGCUCAGCAGUAAAGCCUCUGCCUGCCAAUACAGGAAACUCAGGUUCAAUCUCUGGGUCAGGAGAAGGGCAUGGCAACCUGCUCCAGUAUUCUUGCUGGGGAAAGCCCAUGGACAGAGGAGGCUGACCGACUACAGUCCAUUGGGUCACAUAGAGUCAGACACGAUUCAGUGACUACACAACACCUGUGUGUGUGGCAGCGGUGGGCGUGAGAUAGGGAGUAAUCCGAUUGUACUCUUUCAGGAAAGGAAUAGUUGUCCUUCAGCUGUUUUGUACCACGGAUCCUCCCAGGACAUAGGUUAUAUGAAGGAGUGUGCAAAAAUACAAAAUCACAUGUAGGAAACCUUCAGUAGCCACCGAUUAUUACGUGGAAUUUACAAAGAAAAUGAAUGUUAAAUGUUCACUGAAAUUCUGUGGAAUUAUCUCACGAAAAAAAUCAGUUCAUAUUUUGUAUUAAUACUGUGCUUCCAGAGAUAGUUAAGUAAUAGAAUUACAGAUUGAAGAUUAUCUUUUAUUUGUAAAAGUAUUAUUUUUUAAAUCUAGUAAACAUUUUGUUUUCUUUCUCUAGGUCAAAUCUCAGCCACAGUUAACUGAUUUCUCCUACUUUUUCUUUUUAAAAACCUGUUUAUAAAAGCCAUUUUAUACAGAUACGAAAUCACUGUAAGAGGGUUAGGCUUUGUGAAGGAUGGAAAAUAGAUGUGGAUGAGAUGCAUGGGUUUUUCUCUCCCUGUUGUGUCCUGGAAGCCUUUGUUUAAUGUAGACUUUCAACCUACAUGUUCCUGAGGUAUGUAAGCGAGAGAACUAAAACCUGUCCCAGGCAGUGACAAGGUCUAGUUUUGGCCACAGGAAGCUAUACCUGACUGUGCAUGCCAGUCGGCACUGUUCCCCAUUGCCUGCCUCGGGAAUUCCGUGGCCAAGUGAAGAUCAACGUCGCGAAGAUUUAACAGUUCCCGUGUCUGAUGAGAUUGGGUGUGAAAAAAGGAAGUAGGAUCACCCUUGCUCAGAAUUGUUAGUGGGUUGUGUCGAAGUGAUAGAGUCGUUGGUGGACUCAGCUUCCUCCGUUGAUGUGCGUCCUAGACUUUCUCUUCCCUUCCCAUUCCUGCUUUAUUUUGUAAGGAAAAGUCUGCCCUCUGUUUAGUUCUUUUAACUAUUAAGUUUAUUCUAUAUGUAAUUGCCAUACUUUAGGGGGGAAGUCAGAAAAGAUCUUCUUGAAGCUCAAAGAAUUUUUAGUUGAGUAGAUGAACAGUGAUGAGAUAUUUGAGGUACUUUGCCAAAAUGCUUGAGAAUGUUGCCAGAUUAAUAAUCAUAUAUUUUAGAAUGUGGGUUACCCAAGGAGUAGGGUGACCAGGAAUAGCUUUAUUACUCUUGAGAAUACUUGGAGAAAGGAAGAUAUGCUUUGCUUCAGUGUCAAGGUUGGUGUGGUUGAACUGUGGCAUCACCACAGAGCUGCAUGUCCCACAGGCCUGUGCUUAUCAAAGGUUAAAUCCCCGGGAGAGAAAGUCCUCUACACCUGGUUCGUGGCAGACACUGUGGGCAGGAGCCACACGCCUUAAGAAUUCACCUCUGCUGAGUUGAUGUUCUGUCUUGUCUACCGUCUUCUCGUGUUUCACCUGUGUGAAAAAGCUUUGUACUGCCUCUCCUCUUGAAACUGAUAAAAACCUAUAAGCCUCAGUGAAUGAGUUUGCACCAUCUUGUAUAUGUACAGGAAACCCAUCCUGUCUCCUAAUGUGAUUACUCAUGUACAAUAUCAUUGUGUAAAAUUGAUUAAAAAGGGAGAGCAGUUGAAUUCA